Messenger RNA from Fukomys damarensis (Damara mole-rat), 1062 nucleotides. It is a transcript of the gene Abhd5, whose product is annotated as abhydrolase domain containing 5, lysophosphatidic acid acyltransferase. The record is from RefSeq and is a predicted model, not a curated record. Gene Ontology annotation, cellular component: lipid droplet. NCBI's taxonomy places the organism in Eukaryota, Metazoa, Chordata, Mammalia, Rodentia, Bathyergidae. The coding region runs from base 97 to 1023 and encodes 308 amino acids. Gene Ontology annotation, biological process: negative regulation of triglyceride storage; positive regulation of triglyceride catabolic process. The transcript has 6 exons.
AUUUUGUGUUUAUUCUCUAGGUCAGGAUGGCUAUUGGGUUGGCUUCCCACCUGGUGCCCUACAUCUCCACUGCUCCUUAAAGAAGCUGAAGAGAAAAUGCUAAAAUGUGUCCCAUGCACUUACCAAAAAGAGUCUGUUCUUGUAUCUAAUGGAAAUAAAAUAUGGACACUGAAGUUCUCUCAGGAUAUUUCAAAUAAGACUCCACUUGUCCUCCUCCAUGGUUUUGGAGGCGGCCUCGGACUGUGGGCGCUGAAUUUUGGAGCUCUUUCUACCGACAGGCCCAUCUACGCUUUUGACCUGUUGGGCUUUGGACGGAGCAGUAGACCCAGGUUUGACAAUGAUGCGGAGGAAGUGGAGAACCAGUUUGUGGAAUCCAUCGAAGAGUGGAGAUGUGCGCUGGGGCUGGACAGAAUGAUCCUGCUCGGUCACAACCUGGGGGGCUUCUUGGCUGCCGCCUACGCGCUGAAGUACCCGCUGAGGGUCAGUCAUCUCAUCCUAGUGGAGCCAUGGGGUUUUCCCGAACGCCCAGACCUCGCCGAUCAGGACAGACCGAUUCCAGUGUGGAUCCGAGCCUUGGGAGCAGCACUGACCCCGUUUAACCCCCUAGCUGGCCUCAGGAUCGCAGGACCCUUUGGUCUGAGUCUCGUGCAGCGGCUGAGGCCAGAUUUCAAGCGGAAGUACUCGUCGAUGUUUGAGGAUGACACGGUGGCAGAGUACAUCUACCACUGCAACGUGCAGACGCCCAGCGGUGAGACAGCCUUCAAGAACAUGACCAUCCCGUACGGCUGGGCCAAGAGGCCCAUGCUGCUGCGCAUUGGCAAGCUGCACCCUGACGUGCCAGUGACGGUGAUCUUUGGUGCACGCUCCUGCAUAGAUGGCAACUCAGGCAGCAGCAUCCAGGCCCUGCGACCACGGUCCUAUGUGAAGACCAUAGCCAUCCUCGGGGCGGGGCACUACGUGUAUGCAGACCAGCCCGAGGAGUUCAACCAGAAGGUGAAGGAGAUCUGCAGCUCGGUGGACUGAGCUGGGCGGCUCCCCAGCAGGAGCAGCGCAGACGAGUGG